Messenger RNA from Naegleria lovaniensis, 777 nucleotides. RefSeq lists its product as uncharacterized. Gene Ontology annotation, cellular component: Golgi apparatus; membrane. Lineage: Eukaryota; Heterolobosea; Eutetramitea; Acrasida; Naegleriidae. The transcript has a single exon. The record is from RefSeq and is a predicted model, not a curated record. Gene Ontology annotation, biological process: retrograde vesicle-mediated transport, Golgi to endoplasmic reticulum. The coding region runs from base 1 to 777 and encodes 258 amino acids.
AUGUAUUUAUGGUUCUUGGUUGUUAUGACCUGUUUAUGCGGAGUAGUUACUUGGAUUUCUCUCAUAUCACUGUAUUAUAUUUUGGCUGUAGCCAUGUAUAACAUGCCAGCAGCGUUAGAAGAAGUACAGAUUGUUCUUCUCCAUUCUAGAUAUCAUGGCUUUCAUGGACUGAUUCUUGGAUUUACAAUGAUCUUAAAACAACAAAUUCCAGAUGAAUUUCCAAUCAACUUUAUUCCACUCAGAGCAAAGAAUGUCCCAUUUAUUACACUCGUGAUUAGUGUUGCCUUGUCAUUUCUCACCAACCAAGUCUCAGAUUUACCUUUUAUAAUAUUUGGCUUUUAUAUUUCUUGGGUCUAUUUAAGAUUUUACCAGACCACACAAGAUGGCACAAAAGGAGAUCAUUCGGAUUCCUUUGCGUUUCAUACACUUUUUCCUAGCAUUUUACAUCCUUUAUUGGAGCCAUUUGGGACUAAGGUUUAUAAUCUUGCAAGACAGUUCAAAAUUGUAUCAGACAUUAGGACUGUUCAACAACCUCAACCUUCCUUCACAAACAAAGUAUCUCUCAGUUCAAAUUUUGACAGCAUUUUCUUAGAUUCUCCAAUUAAGCCGCUUGUGCAAAGCAGCACCGCAUCUCCACAAAUUGAUCAACAUUUGACAACUCCAAAGACAUCCGAACAAACAACUAAGAGACGAGAAUUAGCUCUGCAAGAGCUUGAUAAGAAAUUGCAAAGUAACAUGAACACUGCCAAUAAAGUGGACAAAAGUGAAAACGUUUAA